UAUGUCAUCUCUGACGUUGCCAUGCUAACUGCUAGUUCUGUCUCGAAGUUGUACUUAUAUAAACCAAUAAAAACAUAUAUAUUUUUGACAGUAGUUGCUCUAGCCAAUAGGAGACGAGAAAAGGCAAAACCCAAAUCACCCGGGAAACGUUCCUGAGUCAGUGCAGGCAGACGAUCCUGAUAGAAGACACAGCUUCGAUGGAGAACACAAGAAAAUCUGAGUAUGAACAGCAACUCAAGAAGCGCCUGGACAAGGUGACUGAUGAGUCUCUGGAUGUUACAAGGAGGAUGGUGCAACUUGUAGAAGAGAGCAAAGAUGCUGGAAUUAGGACUUUAGUGAUGCUGGAUGAACAGGGAGAGCAGCUUGAUCGAAUCGAUGAGGGUCUGGACCAUAUUAAUCAAGAUAUGAGAGAGGCUGAGAAAAACCUGACUGAUAUGGGGAAAUGCUGUGGGUUAUGUUCCUGUCACAGGCUAAAGUGCAGCGCCACAUACAGGGCAGUUUGGGGUAAUUCACAUGAUGGGAUUAUUUCUGCUCAGCCUUCUCGUGUUGCAGAUGAAAGAGAGCAAAUGAUGAUGAGUGGAGGAUAUAUUAGGAGAGUGACUAAUGAUGCCCGUGAAGAUGAAAUGGAAGAUAAUUUGGCUCAGGUGGGAAGCAUUCUGGGUAACCUCAGGAGCAUGGCCCUGGAUGUGGGUAAUGAAAUUGACAUUCAGAACAAGCAAGUUGAGAAAAUAAUGGAGAAGGUUAAAGCAAAUGAAGAUCGCAUUAAAGAUGCCAACACUAAAGCCAAAAAAAUUCUCAAGAGUGUCUGAAGCUAAACUGUAUCUGUUUGUGGAGGAAAAGAUCUACAUUCCUGUCACCUCGCAUUCUAGAAGUAAUAUUAAUCAUUUUGUAUUCGGAAGACCUGUUAUACUUCACAACUCUCUGCUACAUAUCUUAGAGAUUCAACAGACCUCAAUUCUGGACCUCUGUCCCCCAGAACAGUAUUCAUUCAGUUGUGUAUUCAGUUGUAAUUAUGCCCCAAAUGAAAAGCCUUAUCUAUACAACACAGCUUACAAAGUGUUCUCUUGUGAUCUUUUUAUUCCAGUCCUCCAACUUUUUAUGGAGCUUCCUUU
Molecule: messenger RNA, 1112 nt
Organism: Xenopus tropicalis (tropical clawed frog)
Lineage: Eukaryota; Metazoa; Chordata; Amphibia; Anura; Pipidae
Product: synaptosomal-associated protein 25
Exons: 8
Coding region: 198-809 (203 amino acids)
Biological process (GO): exocytosis; potassium ion transmembrane transport
Cellular component (GO): presynapse; synapse; plasma membrane
Molecular function (GO): voltage-gated potassium channel activity; SNAP receptor activity; SNARE binding
Source: RefSeq, a predicted model, not a curated record